This is a messenger RNA of Paramecium octaurelia, 1579 nucleotides long. Lineage: Eukaryota; Ciliophora; Oligohymenophorea; Peniculida; Parameciidae. The record is from the annotation of a GenBank genome assembly.
AUGAUUUCAAUUUAUUAAUAAGUUCCUUUAAAAGUAGAGGCAUUUACUCACAGCUAGAUUUGUGUUCGGAUUUCGUGCUGGAUUGCAUUUUUCUUAUGCCUGUAGCUUUUCGGAAUUGGGGAUAGAAAGAAGUUCAUUUCUAAGCCAUUUUAUCAUUAAGAAUGCGAAGAAAGUGAUUACUAGAAUUCGACUAAGAUGAGUUGUUCUUCAAUUGGGAUGUUCCAGCCCGAGAUGAAGGAUGUUAAAUUGGAGAUCAACGUUUCAAUCUCGAAUGUAACAACAACAAAUAUCCAUUAGGAAGAUUUAUACAAAUUGAAUAAAAGCAAGCUUUCCUCUGAAUUCUAAAUCAGUAGCAUAGGUGUUCAAUUAACCUUGUAUAGCAAUCAAUCACUUGAUAAUUCCACGUAUAAAUGAUAUCGUAAUAGUAAAGUGAGAUGAAGAAUUACUAGAAAUAUGAAACAACGAUGAUAGAUGAACAAAUAGAGACGAAGUUGAAUUGCUAGAAAUGGUUCGAUCAUUUCAAUUGCAUCGGAGACUUAAGGGAAAUAAAUACAAACCAAAACACUCUUUUCCUAUCACAUAUAUCCAUCAUUAAACCACCAGAAUACUCAACCUUGAAGUUGUAAUAUUUGCAAUCAACAUUUGAAAGUACUCAAUUCUAUCGCAUACUGCUCUCAUGUUAAGUAACUACUAUUCACAUUCUUUAAAUUAGUUCCUUUUCACUGUGAUCAUCAUUUAUGCAAUGUGUUAUUUGUACAUCAACAUCGAUGGUUACCAAAGAAUACAAUGGCCUGAUAUAUUAAAAUGGAUACCCUUUUUGUUGGUUCUGAUGGUAUUUUAUAACAUGCCAGUCUAACUCUUUAGAUAUUCUCAUUUGUAUUUUGUGCAAGGCUAUACAAAUAUGGUCUAAUUGUUUGUACACACUAGUUUGUUUUACUUCUGGUUGAUCAUUUUUGAGUUCUAGAAAUUUCAAAAUAUGACAAUGGAAGAUAUCAUUAAUAAGAGGAAAUUGCUGUAAGUUAAACAUGCAUUUUAGAUUAUUAUUGUUCUCUUGUACACUAUGCCAUAAGCAUUCAUGAAUCUUUAUCUCUUCUAUCAGAAAUAGAACAACUCCUAAUUUGACAUCAAGAAGGACAUUCUAUUCUAUGAAAUCUAUGAUAGAUACAUAUUGACAGUCUUAACCAUAUAUUCACUAUGUUAUUUUUACUUGCUUUACAAAUAAUUCAAUUACACACAACCAAAUGUGAAUAACGAGGCAGUCAAAAUUUAGGAGAUCCAAUACGAGAUUUUCCCUGAGCAAGAUUAAUCCAAAUUUGCAAAAGUGUAAAUCAGGAAGUACAAGCUCUUGCACAUACUUUCCACACUAUGUUUCAUAGUCUUACUCUACAACCAAUAUAUAAGAAUACUGAGACCCAAACAGAUUACAGUCCUAAGCACUGUCAACGAAUGGAGCUUAAUCAACAUUUAUAUAUGUCUGAUCAUCCAGUUUUACAUACCGUCUAAGAGGGAAUCCUACGAUCUGCCGAAUGAAGUGGCUGACAAUAAGAUUCAAUAGGCGGAAUAAGAAGAAGCAAUAUGA